UUGGUCAAUGAUAACGCGCUGUCAGGGGCUAUCAGCCGUUGUCCAACGCGUGCGAGCGCGAUAGCAGCGUCGUACAACAGCGUUGUACAAGCGUCGUAUGACGCCGCGGCCACCUAACGGAAGUGAACCGAGAAUAGGCAAAAGGCAACAUCAUCGCAAACGGAGAUGUCGCGGAUCUAUUUCCGAACACGUCGCACAAAUCGGGUUCGGGGGGGACGACAGGUCGCUGGUUGACGAAAAAUGGCGAGGAUUCGCGCGGUGUGAGGGUGGUCGCGUCGUCGUUGCUGAUUGACAGCCGCGCUCGGAAUCGAAGUGGAGAGACUAAACGGUGAAGGAAAAACAGAGAGAAAUAAAGCAACGAGAGAUAUUUCGUACCGUCUGUCGUGUCGCGACGGAACGUCGCGCGACUGUCACUCUGAAUGUUCAGAAAGGACCAAAAAAAGAGUGUUCUCGCGCGGCAGUGGUUCGGUGGUUGCGAAACGUCACGCGCGCAAAUCGUAACUCGUGGCGAUCGUUGACGAUCGUGUGUCCGUCCGUUUGUACAACAUUUCGCGAGUGAUACAAGGCGAUAGUGCAUCCUUGAUAAGUGACGUAUAAUAGAGAAAACGAUAAUACAUGGAUAAUACGAUGAAACAUCGAUAAAUCAUCGUUUGCAAGUACGAGGUCACUUCGUGUACCCCGCGUGAACCUUGAACGGUCGCACGCUCGAGGUUAUAAGCAGUUAUGCGUCUGACGUUCAGUUCGUCGAUGAACGUUGAUCAAGGUGGAUUAUCAUCGAGUUGCGUUUGGCAGAUCUGGCGAAUAGACGGUGCUCCGACUAAUGAAUUGGUCGGAUUGUCGAUUCAGCCUCGGAUAUGCGCGCUCCUCGACGCUCUUUAACGUCGCCGUCUCGUUGAUUGGGAUUCAUUUAACUGGCUGUGAAGAGUGCAACGUAAUUAUAUCGAGUCCAAAGAGUAUAUAGAUAUAUAUACAUAAAACACUGGUCAAAAUGGAUCAAGAAACGGUCUACGGCACACAUGAGGAUAGUCAUGUUGUCAUGUCAGAGAAAGUGCAGUCUCUGGCAGGCAGCAUCUAUCAAGAGUUUGAGAAGAUGAUAGCGAGAUAUGAUGAGGAUGUAGUGAAAGACUUAAUGCCUCUGCUAGUCAAUGUAUUAGAAUGUCUGGAUAUAUCCUAUACUGAGAAUCAAGAACGUGAAGUGGAACUAGAGCUGUUAAGAGAAGACAAUGAACAACUUGUCACUCAGUAUGAAAGGGAGAAACAAUUGAGAAAAGCUUCGGAUCAGAAACUCCUCGAACUGGAAGAUGUUUCGGAAGACGAAAGAAAGGAGCUUCUGUCGAAAAUUGAUAGCUUGGAAUCUAUAGUGAGAAUGCUGGAACUGAAGACCAAAAAUUCACACGAUCACGGUACAAUCGCCAUUGGCACUUCCAGUCUACCCAUUCACAGUUCUUCCCUCUACAUUGGUCGGCUUGAAGAGAAAGAAGCUGAAUUGAAACGCGAGUAUUCCCGGUUACAUGACAGAUAUACAGAGUUAUUUAAGACCCAUGUCGAUUAUAUGGAAAGGACCAAAAUGCUGGUUGGUAGCACAGAAAGAUUGGAAAGUGUAUCUGCAAGCCGCGCGCCAUCACGCUUACCUUCUCUUGGACUUGCUCAUAUGUCGCGCAGCUCCGGGCCGCUGAGCUACGGUUUUCAGAGUCUGGAAGCUAGUAUAAACGCCGAAGAUGUUCACGAAGAUAUCGUACCAAAUACUGCUAACUUAAGAACCGAGAUGUUGGACAGUAGUAGCGAAGCUGCUAUUGAAACAUCUGAUAAAAGCCAAUUGACUGAUCAACCAGUACAAGAGAACAAGACUACAGCUAUAUCUAGGCAUGAAAGUCCAGAAACGGAGGUACCGCCAACUUUAAUAACGCCAACCACACCGACCGCAAGCAUAGAGAAGUUGGCUACUACUCCGGGAGGUAGAAGUAGAACUGAAAGAGAGCAACGAAGUGGCAAUACAUUGUAUCAAGAAUUAAGUUUCCAAGAUGCUGAUGCUCUUGGCGAAAUGGACGAGGGCGCAGAUAUUACAGGAAGCUUAGUACAUCCUGGAGAAUAUGCCUCCUCAGUCAAUGACAACUUCUUUGGUAUGGGAAAAGAAGUAGAAAAUCUCAUUAUGGAGAAUAAUGAAUUGCUAGCAACAAAGAAUGCGCUUAACGUUGUCAAGGAUGAUUUAAUUGUUAAAGUGGAUGAAUUAACUAGUGAGCAAGAAAUAUUACGUGAAGAAGUUCGAGGCUUACAGCAAGCGCGGGAACGAUUGCGGCAACGAGUCGCCGCUCUCGAGGAAGAAUUGAAGAAAGUUAAGGAAGAGGCGGAAGCGGCAGCUAAAGCGACAAAGAGUGACGAUGAAGAAGACGUGCCUCUGUCUCAGAGGAAGCGAUUCACGCGAGUGGAGAUGGCGAGGGUGCUCAUGGAGCGAAAUCAAUACAAGGAACGGUUUAUGGAACUUCAAGAGGCGGUGAGGUGGACGGAAAUGAUUAGAGCCAGCAAGACCGAUCCUUCCAGUAUCUCGGGUGGCAAAGGUUCGGUGUGGAAGUUUUUUAGCAAUCUCUUCACAGGCCCGGCUGAUCGGGGGACAUUAGUGCGUUCCGCGCACACGCUACCGCAUGUGCGGUACAGCGCACCAUCGAAUCAGGUCGUUCCAGCGCCGCCCUUGGAUGCCAUGCGUAGACGUACGUUGAAAAGUCGCCAAGACUUUCUCGACCAAGGAGACACCAUAUCAUCCGAAAAACUCGUAGCAAGACGCGCAAGCGAGCGGAGAGAGCAGUAUCGUCAGGUGCGAGCACACGUGAAGAAGGAGGAUGGUCGUCUGCAAGCUUAUGGCUGGAGUUUACCGGGAAAACCAAGCGCUCCCGUCAGGCAACCUCCCGUCCCAGUCCCGGUGUACUGUCGACCUUUGCAAGAAACCGAGCCGGGCAUGAAGAUAUGGUGCGGCGCUGGUGUAAAUCUGAGCGGCGGUAAAACGCGCGACGGCGGAUGCAUGGUCGGCGGAAGUGUGUUUUACGCUGCCGAAGCUCAGGAGACGAGCAAUAACGCGAAGGCAGAGGCCGAAGACGCCGUCGAGCAUCUGGACAAGGAGCUCCAGGAGAACGAGAACCGACGGCUCGAGGCAGAACGGUGGGAGCAGCAGCUCAGCUCGCUCGUCUGGAUCUGCACCUCGACGCAGAAGAUGUCCAAGGUUACUGUGAUAGAUGCGAACAAUCCGGCGGACAUUCUGGAGGUGUUCAACGUUUGUCAGGGACACUUGCUGUGCAUCGCGAGCGUGCCCGGUGCGAAAGAGAGCGAUUACGCGCAAUCGUCGAACGAGAACUCGAUCCGCAACUCGGCGAACGGCACGGCGAACGACAGCGAGAACAAUAACGGCGCCUGCGAGGAUGUCACGAACGCGAACGAAAGCGCCGAGCAGAAUAGCGAAAAGAAUCAAGACGCUGAAGCCGCCGUUGAGAAAAAUAAGAAUGAAUCUGACAAUCAGUCAGAGGAUCAGACAAAUGAGAAUACUGAGAAGGCUGCCGAGACGGAUCAGAAUGAACCUCAGAGUCUGGAAAGUGUGGACAGCGAAACCGCGAAUUUGGGAAAAGUACACUUCAUACGGUGCGGUGCCGAAGCUUAUCCUUCGCGAUUGAAUGACAAGGAUACCGUGAACGAAGAAGCGAAGGAGGAAGUGGAAGAGACACCCAUCGAGAAGAUGUCAUCUGUACAACCAACUAUGUGGCUUGGGGCUCAAAAUGGUGCAGUUUUCGUUCAUUCAGCCGUUGCCAAGUGGUCAGUGUGCUUGCAUUCUGUGAAGCUAAGGGAUGCAGCAUUAGCAAUUGUACAUGUGCAAGGCCGCGUCUUGGUCGCUUUAGCGGACGGAACUGUAACGAUAUUCCGCAGAGGAACGGACGGACAGUGGGAUCUGUCUCAAUAUCAUGUGAUUACGCUUGGCAGUCCUCAACAUUCCAUCAGAUGCAUGACUGCAGUCAGCGGAAAAACCGUGUGGUGUGGAUACAGAAACAAGAUUCACGUGAUUGAUCCCAUUUCAAUGACACUUGAGUGUACAGUGGACGCACAUCCUCGCAGGGAGUCUCAAGUGCGGCAAUUGGCAUGGCUAGGCGACGGUGUGUGGGUCAGCAUCAGGCUCGAUUCAACGUUAAGGCUGUACCACGCUCACACUUACCAACAUCUCCAAGACGUCGAUAUAGAGCCGUAUGUCAGCAAGAUGCUUGGCACGGGGAAACUUGGAUUUUCCUUCGUGCGCAUUACAGCUCUACUUAUUUCCUCGAAUAGACUCUGGAUCGGCACCGGUAACGGGGUGAUAAUCUCGGUGCCGCUGUCAGAGAAUGCGAGCGGUUCAAUGGCGGUAGCCAGAGUGCAGACGGGUAACAGUAAAGGUGACGCGCCGGGAGUCGGCGUCAGGAUCUUCGCGUCGGAUCGUGGUGUUACGCCGGGAAGUUUCAUACCCUACUGCAGUAUGGCCCAUGCGCAGCUCAGUUUUCACGGACACAGGGAUGCUGUGAAGAUGUUCGUUGCUGUGCCUGGCCAUGGUGGUCAGAGCGCGGUGACGGAUGGAACACAGCCCGCGAUGCUCGUUCUCUCCGGUGGUGAGGGUUAUAUUGAUUUCAGAGUCGGUGAUGGAGAAGAGACGGAAGAAAGUAUGGACCGAUCGAACGCUCCGGUCAGCAAUGCGGAAGAGCACGGUGAACAGAGUCACCUGAUCGUGUGGCAAGUGCAAUGUCCUUUAUCGAUGCUAAUAAACGGCUAGCCUACAGACGAAGUGAAUAACUGCAGCGCGGCAUUACACGUGUCGUCGAUAGACCAGCGGAUCGUAGAUCGGAUUAUAGAUGGUGAAUCAUUGAUAUCCGAGCGUGCGAUCCUCGUUGCUGCAAACUAAUGUGCUACCUACACCUAGAUAUUACUUAUAUAAUGAUCGUAGAAGAGUACGUUAAUAAUUCAAGGUAAUUGUUACAAUUUUUCGUAUUAGUAGAGCAAAGACGGCGAUGUCGAGUCUUUUUUUUUUCUGAAUGACGGGUCACAGUUAUCUCGUUAUUCUUCCGCAGCGGAGACAAGUUCACCGUGUGACAAUUCUUGUGUGCGGUUAGGGAAUUUAUGAGUUUUAUCGAUGUGAUUGGAAUCUCCCAGAUCCGAUGUUAAUCUUUCGCUUCUCGUUAAACUGCGUCCUUCACUUUACGCUUACGUACGUACGAAUCGAGUAUGAAGUAAAUUAUUUAUUUAAAUAUACGUGGUGAGAAAAAGAUUUUUCGUGGUGAGAGCUUAUUUCAGAAUAUUAUAUUUUACGAGUGGGUGGGAGAUAACGAUUAUUUCCACCGAUUAUUGUGAUAAUGUGAUAUCGAUAUCAUAAUGUGGAAUGAAUUUCAAAGCUGCCGUGAUAUUUGCUACAUCGCUGCAAUAAAAUAUUCGUACUUCGCGUAUGUAUCUGUCGAUCGUGAGAAUAUCUCUCAAUCGCCGUUAUGCAUACAGUACGCGGAGAAUGUAAUAAGGUGCGUGCUCAAACUCAGGCACAUUUCUAGGCGUAAUGUAGUAUGCAUUAAUUUCCCGUCAGAGAGUAUAUUAUUUUCCUGACCUAAUCGAUUUUAUUCGCGUACAUCGUGUCGAGCAUAUAAUGAUAAUAAUAAUAAUAUAUAUAUAUAAUAUAUCUAUCCCUUUUCUCUCUUUAAUUAAGCAUCGUUAGAUCGUGUCCGGCGAAACGUAGCGCUUCCUGCGAUUCGCAGGAUCGUUAGAAACGACGCGCCAAUGAUGUAAAUAAUAAUAUGAUGUUUAUAUAGCGCGUGUACGUAGAUCCGUUAUUUAAUUUUUCCUCGCGAACGAGUCAUUUUACAAAUAUAAGACCUAUUUUUCGUUCUUGCAACUUUAACUCUCCACCUUUAGUAAACUACCAAAGAAAUGCAAUGACGCGAUCCGAUGUUAUUUGUAUUAUUUACAACGAGAGUUGUCGCUUUGAAGAAGAAUGUGUGUUUGCAUUUUUGACCCUCGAUCGAGCCAACUGAUAACCAGAUUGAAGAAAUUUUUGUAAAAUCCCAUAUAAACGGCGUCAAAUUUAGAUACGUGCGAUAAGAGAACUGCAUUAUCGUGCGAGCUGGCUUUUAAUGUCGAGCUCGGAAUUGUACCUGGCUCACAAUCAGGUGGCGUUGUAACGGCAUUAAUAAACAAAGUUGCGGAACUAAAA
Molecule: messenger RNA, 6196 nt
Organism: Linepithema humile (Argentine ant)
Lineage: Eukaryota; Metazoa; Arthropoda; Insecta; Hymenoptera; Formicidae
Gene: syd
Product: JNK-interacting protein syd
Biological process (GO): vesicle-mediated transport
Cellular component (GO): cytoplasm
Molecular function (GO): signaling receptor complex adaptor activity; JUN kinase binding; kinesin binding
Source: RefSeq, a predicted model, not a curated record